Aspergillus mulundensis is the source of this 3570-nucleotide messenger RNA. Its product is annotated as hybrid sensor histidine kinase/response regulator. The transcript is spliced from 7 exons. Bases 1 to 3570 code for a protein of 1189 amino acids. Lineage: Eukaryota; Fungi; Ascomycota; Eurotiomycetes; Eurotiales; Aspergillaceae. The record is from RefSeq and is a predicted model, not a curated record. Gene Ontology annotation, molecular function: protein binding; histidine phosphotransfer kinase activity; phosphorelay sensor kinase activity. Gene Ontology annotation, biological process: phosphorelay signal transduction system; protein autophosphorylation.
AUGUCCAAGGGUGCUUACAAGUCUGCCUGCGAUGCAGAGCGAGAGAGACUCCGGGAGGUCGCCAGGUAUUACUGCGUCGUCGAUCGUCCUUCCAGCAACAAUCACAUUCACACCCUGCAAGGUGAUGACCGACCGGAUCACAAUAAGCGCCUCGCGUCGGAUACCGCCCUAACCGGACUGGCUCGGCUGGGAGUCCUGCAGUUUGGCUGUAACCGUGCUUUUGUCUCCAUCAUCGACGAGGCCAAUCAGCAUGUCAUCGCCGAGGCCACCACUUCCGUCUCUCUCAACAACGCCAGGAAACACCAGGCCAACGAUGGAUUAUACUUGGGAACAAAAUGCCUUGACUUGGGAUGGGGUGUGGUACCGCGGACGGUUGGAUUUUUUACGAACCGAAUGGAGCCCAUCGACACCGAAAAUAUGAUCGCAAACGAGACACGAUACAUCGUACAUGAUUUUACCAAGGAGGACGCUUACAAGGAUCGCCCUUAUGUUGUGCACUGGCCGUUUAUGCGUUUCUAUGCUGCCGUUCCGAUCAAGAGCCCCGGGGGAUACGUGCUCGGCUCCUACACCAUUGUCGACAACAAGCCGCGGUCGGACUUUGGCCAAACUGAAAUUGAAGGUAUGCAGGACAUAGCAGACGCCAUUGCUCAACACUUGGAGACCGUUCGACUAUCCUACUGCCAUCACCGCACCGAGACGCUGGUCAAGAGCCUCACCACGUUUGUCAAAGAGCACGACGAUUUCGAUCCUACCGAAUCCUACCAAGUGACCCCUACUCAGUCGAUGACGAACAUACCCGAGACCGCGGAAGCAGACGACACCAAAAUCCCAGGCACACCCGACGAGAGCCGCCAGAGCAACCCAGACGGUGCCGAGGGCGAUGGUUACGAUCCCCUGGGUCUAUGCUCCCCAUCGGACGUUACUGGCGAGGCUUCGUCCUUGUUCUCAAAGGUGGUCGGCUCCGAACAGACCGAGAUUUCCUUUCCGCACAGAAGUGUUGAAAGACCCCCCUCGGCCUCAUCCGGGAAUUGCGAUCGGAGGGACAGCGUGCCGCAAAACGCCCCAGCGGUCACGGACACUCCAGCCGACACCCAGUCAUCGACCAAAGAGAUCGGUAACAAGAUUGCGAAGAUCUUCAGGCGGGCGAGCAUUCUUCUCCGCGAUUCGAUGGACCUGGACGGGGUUCUUUUCGUAGAUGCUUCCCGCUGCAACGCCGGCGUGGUUCUAAGCAACGAUACCGGGACGUGGGAACCACUGCCCUCUACCCUCAGUCCGGGGUUUCUUGUCGAUCCGUACCCGAGUCCCGCAGCGGAUAUUCCUGGGGUUGGUUCGCUUUCAAAACCAUCCGAUAAGCCGUGUACUCUCCUUGGCCGCGCGUUAAGGGAAACGGUGAACCCUGGCGAGUCGCCCCACGAUUGGAAUAUUACAGAGAGGGUAUUGGACGACUUGAUGGCGUCAUUCCCUCAGGGCCAGAUCUUCGACUUGAGCGACUUGCCCGCGCAGGAGUCGUCGCCGCUAUCCGACCCGGUGACUGCCCUAUGCCGUGACUUGGCCGCAUGUUUCCCCAACGCGAACUCGGUCUUGUUCUCUCCCAUCUGGGACUGGAACAAAUCCAGGUGGCUGGCAGGAACCUUAGUAUGGACCAGCGAUAUCUUCCGUGCUCUGGGCGCGGAGGAAUUGCAUUACUUCAAAGCCUUCGGCGACUCCAUCAUCUCCGAGGUGGCUCGUGUCGACUGGUCGGCUAUCCAAAAAUCGAAGUCAGCAUUCAUGUCGUCUGUGAGCCAUGAGUUGCGAUCGCCCCUCCACGGUAUACUUGCCAGCGCCGAGCUCCUGGGCACAACCGCCUUACCACCGGAACAGCAGCAUUUGGUGGAUAUGGUCGAGUCAUGUGGGUUAACUUUGUUGGACACCUUGAACCAUCUACUGGACUUUUCCGGGAUUAACAACCUCUCCGCACUCGAGGAUCCGGCUCAGGGCUUGUCUGACGCCGGAAUGACUUCUCUCGAGACCGACUUUGAUCUGGGCGAUUUGGUCGAGGAGGUGGUGGAAGUGCAGUACACCGGACAAAACUUGCCCAAAGCCGCGAUUCACCUCAACCAGCAGACAGCUCCGGCCCCCGAUCAUUUCAAUGCCAACGCCGAUGAAUUGUCGGUCAUUGUUCGAGUGGAGGAUAUGCCGACUUGGAAGAUCCAUUCUGUGCCUGGGGCUUGGCGAAGGAUUGUGAUGAAUUUGCUCGGCAACUCUUUGAAGUGGACAAAAGCUGGCUUCGUCGAAGUCUCCUUGUCAAAAGUGAGGCGAAAGCGCGAUCCCCUCCACGUGUUUGCUCUCCUAUCCGUUACCGAUACCGGCGCUGGAAUAGCGCCAGAUUUCCUUCGACACAACGUUUUCUCACCCUUCGCGCAGGAGAAUUCGCUAUCUGAGGGUCUAGGACUUGGGCUCAGCACCGUUCGCCAGCUCGUCGGAUCUCUUGAUGGACAUUUGAAUGUUCGGAGCGAGGUCGGUGUAGGUACGCAGGUCGACAUAUUUGUCCCCGUGCAAAUUUUACAGUCUACGCCUGCUCCCCGUCCGGGCCUGUCGGUGCAUCGCCACGUCCCUGAACAACAGCCUGUUCGUGUCUGCUUGAUUGGAUUCAACGAUUAUCCUGGCCUUAAGGAGACGCCGACGGGAAUUCUGCCUGCCGAAGCGAAGCGCAAGCUUGCUAUCCGAAGUUGCCUUACGGCGAUUCUGGCAGAGCAACGCACAUGGAACAUCUACUCGUCGGAGUCAUUCCACGGAACAGAGGGCGACGUCGCGAUCAUAGAGGAAGUUAGAUUUCUGGAUGCUCUGAAGAACGGAGAACUGCCGCUGGAUGAUCCUCAACGUGCCGGCUUCAGACGAAUCUUCGUGAUUCUCAACAGCAAAAAUCCAACGUCGCACCAUCUGGAGUCAUCGCGUCUCAUCCGCGUCUCCCAGCCCUUCGGAUGCCGAAAGUUCCGUAACGCCGUCGUUCGCGUUGACAAGCUAUUGAAGGAACCCCAAGGUGACUCCCUCUCCGACCCUAUUGUCAAACGACCGCUCUUGGAGCAUACCAGCCCGCAGAAUCUAUCCGUUCCUACUGCAAGUCUUCCGCAAAACGUGGCAAGGCGCUCACCCAUACUCGAGCAGUCGACAGUUGAACUCACUGGGCGCACUACCGAUAAACCAGUACAAAUCCAUGAACAUCUACACCUGCUUAUUGUCGACGACAAUGCGAUCAACCUCAAAAUUCUAGCAACAUUCGCUGCCAAAAUAGGCUGCACAUAUGAUACGGCAUCUGAUGGACUUAUUGCUCUGAAUAAAUACAGGGAUACGUCUCGACGAUAUGAUCUUAUCCUGAUGGACAUAUCGAUGCCCGUCAUGGAUGGUAUCGUCGCUACGAAGGAGAUUCGCCAGUUCGAAGAAGAGCAGGGCUACCCCCGGUCGCGAAUCAUGGCUGUCACUGGGGUGGCAUCCACGGACAUGCAACAACGGGCCCAGGCUGCUGGGAUUGACGAAUAUCUCGUGAAGCCCGUUUCCUUGGUGGCGCUCAAGAAAGUCAUUGCGGCGCUCUAA